Fusarium coffeatum is the source of this 1197-nucleotide messenger RNA. RefSeq lists its product as uncharacterized. Gene Ontology annotation, molecular function: protein binding. The coding region runs from base 1 to 1197 and encodes 398 amino acids. The record is from RefSeq and is a predicted model, not a curated record. Gene Ontology annotation, cellular component: mitochondrial matrix. Lineage: Eukaryota; Fungi; Ascomycota; Sordariomycetes; Hypocreales; Nectriaceae. The transcript has a single exon.
AUGCGACUUCUCCCGAGAAGAGCCCUUGCUCACGAUCUUUCUCCGGGCUUCACAAUAUGCCGCAAUAGUACCAACCGGCUGCAUCGGAGACAAUUUGCGACUUCGCUUUCCCCUCCACCUCCGCCUGCUUCGGGACUCACGGCUUUGACAUCACGACGACUCAUCUCUGUCACUGGACCCGAUUCGGCAAAGUUCUUACAGGGGAUUAUCACAGCUAAUGUCACGACCAAGGAGGGAUUGCCGAGGAAUGAUGGGUUCUAUGGUGCUUUCUUGACUGCGACGGGAAGAGUUUUAUAUGAUGUCUUCGUUUAUCCUAAUCAUAAUGCGCCGGGAGCCUCACCCGAGGAGCCGGCGUAUCUGAUCGAGGUUGACUCCGAUCAUGCAUCAACGUUGGCAAAGCACAUCAAGCGAUACAAGCUUAGAGCCAAGUUAACAGUUCGUUUACUGGGAGAGGAUGAAGCGACUGUAUGGCAUGCAUGGGAUGACUCGAAUGGUGCGGAUUGGGACUCAAUCGUCAAGACGGCGAAUCUAUCUCUGCAAGAUCCACGAGCACCCGGGUUAGGAUAUCGACUUUUGCAGCUGGACCAGAAUGCGCCCCAGGUGGACCUUGAAAAGACUGCCGAGGAAGCUUACACGAUACGACGGUACCUCAACGGUAUUCCCGAAGGGCAGGAUGAAAUCUCUCGGGAACACGCUCUUCCCCAGGAAACAAAUAUGGACAUCAUGAACGGAAUCGACUUUCACAAGGGCUGCUACGUCGGCCAGGAGCUCACCAUCCGCACAAGACACCGUGGUGUAGUCCGCAAGCGAAUUCUCCCAUGUGUAGUUUACGAAAAGGAACACGCACCCCCAACAACACUACAAUAUCAUGCCGACGGCGCAGCCUCGUCCCUCGAGAGCGUAACUGCGGACAUGAUUCCACGGGACACAAGCAUCGGACGGUUCGAGAAGCGAGGACGUAGCGCGGGCAAGUGGAUCAAGGGAGUGGGCAAUAUUGGCCUCGGGCUGUGUCGUCUGGAGAUCAUGACUGAUGUGACACUACCGGGCGAUGCGGCUUCGGGGGCGUUUAAUCGUGAGGAUGAGUUUGUAUUGGACUGGGGUGAGGAGGAGAGCCGAAAUAGAGUCAAGGUAAAGGCUUUUGUGCCGGAGUGGUUGAGGAAGGGGCUCGAUGCUGAGAAUUCAAGGCAUCAGAAGUAG